CGUUUCAUCAACCUUCGAUAAAUUAUCGAAAAAUUGCUUGAAAACCUUCUCGAAAAGGUUGAAAAUAGUUGAAAAGUGUGUCCAAAUUCAAGUGCCGUUGAAAAAUGGUCUAUAUUUCGGUCGAAAUGGUGCCGUUCAUCGUGUACGUGUAGGAGACGAGCCAUCAUAAACCUCGGGAAGGGAAGAUCCUGGUGCUCUUGCUGUUGCUGUUGAAAUACCUACAUAGGAAUGUUUUGCUGGAUCUAAUUCGACGCAAAAUGAUUUGAAUUCCUGAUUAAAUUGCUGGUGGCUCUCAGGAUGGGGUGUAUCAACUCGAAAAAAGAUAUCAACGAUGUGGAUCCCAACAUAUUCUAUGUAAUCAACAUCGACGAUGACGGCACCGCUUUGUGGAGUGGCCAACUGGAAGUGUCACGAACGGAGCUAACGUUGUACCGGAAAGGGAAGGAUCCAACGACGUGGCCACUAAAGUGUUUACGCAGGUAUGGCUUUAAUGUGGAUCAGUUUAGUUUCGAAGCAGGACGGAGGUGUACGACGGGGGAAGGAAUCUAUGCCUUCAAGUGUAGACGAGCGGAAACGCUAUUCUACACGGUACAGUCCUACAUUCAGGGGCGGAUAUUCAGCGAUGAGACGACAAACCCGAAUGAUCCACAUCCGAUUCCGAUGGCCUCGACUGGUCCAUCAGUAGCCGGUAGGAGUGUUUCACAGAAUAAUACGGCGACCAGAAGUGGGCAGCCGGGUGGAACCGGAACGGGCAGUUAUGUAGUAAACCGUGCCGGAAUGGCCACUAGUCAAUCCCUAAGUCCCAACGGAACUAUCCAUUCGAAUUCGAACCAAAGUCGAAGCACGGAUACUCUUCCAAUAGAGGCAAAUUAUUUGGAACCAACUCCUAACAGACCUUGUGGGCAGCCGGAAACGAUAACGACGCGUUUUCAACAGGGUUUGCGAUUAAGCUCUGUCAGUAGUGGUCCUGUUAGUCCUGAUGUAACAUCACCGGGAUCGCCCAAUAGUGUUAGUAACAUAUUAGAGGUAACAACACUGAAUCCUUUGCCAUCGAAUAGUGUAGUAGGCAGUACUCAUCACGGGGUUAGUAAUUUAUAUCAGGAAUUUCCGGUGAAAGAAGCUGGCCACGGUGUUAGCUUGGCAAGUAUCAGUGCUGUGAAUCGUAUGUCCUUGGAUAUCCCACCUCAGGAAGCGGCACCAAUUGCUGACGGCGAAUCUAGUUCCUGUACUAGUAAACCCGAUCUCAACCCGCUUCCACUAGAGCUUCCGGUAACAACGCCAGAUGCUACUGAUCCCUCGCGAAUGUAUAUGAAUGUGAACAUUGCCUGCAUGCCGGAGAGUGUUUCAAAAGCAAAAACGAAACCAGCCAGUAAAAGUAAUUCUAGUCUAAUUUCUAUCAACAACAAUACCGGUUCUUUCGAUGAGAACCAGUAUCAAAACGUGAAAACACCAACCUCGAUCGGUCCGAACAUGUUUGCUCAUUUGCGGAUGAACUCGAGCUAUUCCAUAGAUCCAACGCAACCGUUAUACGAGAACCUGGAACCUGGAGAGCUUAAAUCUGUAUUACUACGAGGUCGUUACUCAAAGCCGGAUAUUUUUGCCAACGUGGAUCUUCCGCUAGACAAUCCCGAGCCUUGCACACCGAACGCUGCCAGAGGGGAAGUUAACUACAUCGUACUGGAUCUGGACAAGUCGCAAAACACGUCUACGGCAACGACGGUCACCUCACCGACGACGGGUGGCAGUGCUUUGAUGACUGCCAACAAUAACAAUAAUCCGGCGGCUGUGAAUCUAAACAAUCCGAACGAUUCCUCCAUCGUAGAAAGGGGACCAUUGUCGCAGGGUGGCCCUAAUGUAACCGGUGGCGCUGCUCUGCUACCACCGGAGAGUCCAAAGAAGGCAUCCCUCGGUUAUGCCACGAUCGAUUUCAACAAGACAUUUGCCCUGAGCAACUCGAUCACACCGUCAUCGGAGCUGGACAGCGAAGGAUCACGAAAGACACGACACAACUCCACCGUUACGCCAUUGAUCCGGCAAAGCAACUCGGUCAGCGAUUAGGACGGAGGCUGGUAAGAUGGCAGCUUAUUUUUAUUUUGGUUUGUACAGUUGUAGUAGGGCUAUUUCUCUAGUUUUUAAAUUUUGAAACGUCGUUUGCUGCUACAGGCCUGUUUUCGGUCCGUUUAGAUUGAUAAGCCAGGUGGAUAGUGAUUUGGUUGGGAACCGAACUAUAGUUUUACAAAAAAAAAACGUGUUGUCUAUAUUCACAUCCCUAUUUCCAAUUUCAAUCGAAACGGAUUUCUCAUACAAAUUUUUGUUUGUAUGGAACAUCCGUUUCGAUAAAAAAAAUUAAUAGGGGUGUCUGUUAACGUCUAUGUCAUUUGAUAUUGAUAGACAAGUCAUGAUCUGUCGAGGAAAUUUCGGAGAAAUUUCGGGAGACUAAGGAAGGAUGUGCGAAAUAUAUUACUUGGAAGCUUCACAAGAAGUUUUAUAGACUUGUAAGAUCAGUAAACUCUUCGUAGAAUAGACGUUUAAUUUCCGUACCCUGGACUUUCUCUAGAAGUCCUUCAAACAUUCGCUAGGAGUUCUCUGCGCUUCUCCUAUAAUUCCUCCUAAUUACUCUUAGAAAUUCGGUAAAGUUCUACAAAAUCUAUGAAGAUCAUCCCUAAGAAAGGAACAUUUUUGAAUUUAACGCCUUUGAGGCUCACCUCAAAGUCAACCAAACUUCCUGUUUCAAUUACUCCGAUUUGAUAUUUUUUAUCAAUUCGUUUAUUUGUUUAGGCUCAAAUGUUUAUAAAACUCUACGGAGUCGAUUAACGCAAAGAUUUUUUAGGAAACAAAUUGAGGGUCUUUUCCCUUUCUGUAUACUUUCUCCCGCAGCCGCAACUUUCUUCACUGCGUUGUUGAUGUUUCUACAGCUCCUUUGUAAUUAAGUACGUUGCGUCUUUCCGGUAGUCGAAAAACGGUCGCUGCUGUUCCUGGCUUCCGCUCACUUGUUAUCCCUUUCCUGUUUUCUCCGACCUACGGGGUCAUCACUUCUUCACAUCCGGUCACCACACCUGCGUACAAACUACUAGUCAAACUGAUACUAGACCGAUAUUCGGCCUGGUCGUGAUUCCUUCAUCCUGUUUUCGUUCUUCGUCCUAUUGUUACUUCUCUAGCUCUGGUUCCCUUGAUAGAACAUAUUACAUAGUAAGAAUGAUACAUGUGUGUAAAGUGGUUCUGGUCGCACGGUGGUCCAUCGGGCUAGCAAGUCGGUCUGUAAUCUGACUCUUUGCUUACGUUCUUAACUUGGUGCGAUGCACUUUGUGGGGUGUCAAUGAUUUAUCGAUUGGCACCAAGAAGUGUAUUGCAAACAUAUGUUGGAAGAAUUGAAACGUGGGAAAAGGCUGUCGCACCACACCAGCAUUGUCUGGAUCUAGAUGAAUAUUUGCGUUAAUAUCCGCAAAUAGGCCCUCUACCUCGUGAUAGUAGUCAUCGAGGGUUUUGUCCUUUUGUCUGAUGUAAGGUAUUUUUCCUGUAAGCGUGGAUAGAUCUCGCUUGUCGCCGAAAUACGAUUUUAACGUUUCUUUGAUGUCUACCCACACUAGAGGAGUGUGGUUUUUUAGAAGAGCUUUGUUAGCUCUAUCAGUAAUUUUGUUUCUAAUUUGGCUUAGCCAAAUUUUAUAUGGCUCUGUAUGAUGAACGUUGACAUAGAGUGUUAAUACUUUGUCUACCGAAUCUAGCCACGUGGCCAAUAAUUCAGCGUCAUCGUGUCAGGUAUCUGAUUAUCUUUUAUACAACGGUCAAUCACACUAUGCUGACGCCUUUGUCCUUGUAGAUUAGUAAUUUGUGCAUCUCUACUCUGCAUUUCGCGCAUCAAAUCCUGCAUCUGCUGUUGCAGAGCAUUAAUUUGCUGCGAUGCAAAAUUCUGCUCACGUAAUUGAGCUAUUUGAGCAUCUCGCUCAUGAAGUUGCCGGGCAGCUUCCUCAAGCCGCUGCUGCAACGCAAUUUAAUGAUUCAUUUUUCUGUUCUUAUCGAACUUUUGCUGCCUGCUCAUACAAAAUU
Messenger RNA from Ochlerotatus camptorhynchus, 4044 nucleotides. RefSeq names its product fibroblast growth factor receptor substrate 2. The coding region runs from base 298 to 2058 and encodes 586 amino acids. The record is from RefSeq and is a predicted model, not a curated record. Gene Ontology annotation, cellular component: cytoplasm. NCBI's taxonomy places the organism in Eukaryota, Metazoa, Arthropoda, Insecta, Diptera, Culicidae. The transcript has a single exon. Gene Ontology annotation, biological process: fibroblast growth factor receptor signaling pathway. Gene Ontology annotation, molecular function: transmembrane receptor protein tyrosine kinase adaptor activity; fibroblast growth factor receptor binding.